Molecule: messenger RNA, 4287 nt
Organism: Anoplophora glabripennis (Asian longhorned beetle)
Lineage: Eukaryota; Metazoa; Arthropoda; Insecta; Coleoptera; Cerambycidae
Product: longitudinals lacking protein, isoforms F/I/K/T-like
Exons: 6
Coding region: 243-3149 (968 amino acids)
Biological process (GO): regulation of transcription by RNA polymerase II
Cellular component (GO): nucleus
Molecular function (GO): sequence-specific DNA binding; protein binding
Source: RefSeq, a predicted model, not a curated record
UAUUUCACGUAAACAUGUUUGGAACCGCAGAGUUAUGUUUUAACUUUUGCUCCACGGCUUACUUGUGUAGGCUUUCAAGUUCAGAAUAGUUUUACGGUGGCGAUGCAUUGUUAAUUACAUUUGUGUAAAGUGAUACAACUUAUAGUUCCCUGGGAUUAACUACUAUUUUUUCCUUUGUUAACGCUGGUGUUGGGGAAAAAAUAGCAAAAACUUGUUCCGGUGCGGUACUAGUGCUAAACAACAUGGCCGAUAUGGGCAGUAAAUACGAUUUCUGCGGAAUGAAAAAAGUUAGGAAAAGCAAUUUCUCUCCAGAAGAAAUAGAAGCUUUGAUCUCGACGGUGGGUAAAAAUUACCACGUUUUAUACGGAGAAUUUGCGAAACGAGCGGUAAACAAGCAGGCGAGACACAGAGUUUGGCUGGAUGUGACAAAACAGGUCAAUAGGGUUAGCCUCGAGAGACGGACCUUACAGGAAGUCAAAAAUAAGUGGAAAAAGUGCCAACAUUUGUAUAAAGAGCGGGAAUCCUCGGAAGACAUCGGUACGUUAUUUUUGAAAAAAAAUCAGUACAAAUUCUCCCUUAAUUCCAAAUUUUCUUUUUUUUUAUUUAGUUUUACCGAACGUUUGGGAACCGCUGACUUCAUUAAAAGAUCCAAUAUGAAAAGCAAAGCUAAGCACCGGGGUAACAAAAACGGUAAAAGGAUAAAAAUAAGGCAGUGCACCAGUUACGAACCAGACUUUAAAAAGGCGGUCGUUUUGUACGCCGAACAAAAGAGCACGAGCGAGGCCAAAAGGCGAUAUGGGAUCAGUGAAUCGAACAUCAGGCGGUGGAGGAGGCUAAAAAAUGAAAUUUUAGAGAAGGCCUCGCAGGCAAAGGCCACCAGAAAGUCUACUCGUUCGACGAAUACGUUCGAAGGCUCUCUGGAGGAAUGCGAUUCGUUCGACUUUUCCAGCAGCCUAGAUUCCAUGCCUCUGGAGCAGCGGCUGAAGGCGCCACAGGAACAAGAACCGAUCCUUCAGAGUCAACCGUUAUCGCCGACCAAACUAAAAGUGACCCGACAGUCCACGAAGCCCCCACAGCCCUCGCCGAAGCCCAGGACGCCCGAACCUCCCAACGAGGAAGUUUGUUUGAGAUGGAACAGUCACCAUUCCAACAUGCAGAGCUCCUUCCCCAGCUUGCUGAUGAGAGAGCAGUACGUCGAUGCUACUUUGGUUGCGGAAGGGCAAUGUUUAAAGUGCCACAGGCUCAUUCUCUCGUCUUGCAGUCCUUAUUUCGAGGAGGUUUUGAGCGGCAUCAGCCCUUUUCAGCACCCGGUACUGUUCAUGAAGGACAUCCCGUUCUGGGUGUUGAAAUCGCUCUGCGAUUUCAUGUACGCCGGGGAAGUGCACAUCUUCCAAAACAAACUAGAAGAGUUAUUGGCGGUUGCGGAGACUUUAAAGAUCAAAGGUCUGGCUGGUAAAAUGGACGGGUCCAACGAAGACGUGAAAACCGCGGACUCCGCCAAGACCUUAAAAGAAGAGAAGAAGGAAGAAAAGGAAGUAAAAGAGAAGAAACGGAACUCGCAGCAGGUGGAGCCUUCGCCUAAAACUAGUUCAAAAGCCCUGAGAUCUGCGCAUCCGUCGAAAAAGUCUGAGAAGAUCAGCAAAGAGCCGCUGAAUAAGGAGGGCAUAUUGGACCCGUUGGACCUGCUGGAACCCGUCUAUGAAGAAGUGACGAAGGAAAGUGCGCCGCCGAAGGUGAAGGAAGUCAAGAACAUUCCCUUCAAGAAGGGCAAGUUGAAGAAGAGGAAAUUUUCGGAGGAACGGGAAGAGUCGCCCCCUCCACUUUUCCUCUCGAGGAAAGGUACCAGAUCCAGGCCCAACGUAAAGAUUCCAAAAUACUACCACACCCAUUACGAACGUGUCUCCGAAUCCACCAUAGUGAGAGAACCGCACACCCAGCAACCGGAUCCCUUGUUCCAACUGGAAGAAAUCAAAUCGGAGCCGUUGGAUAUGGAAGACGACGUCAUCGAGAUAGAAGAUAACGUUAUAAGCUUCUCGGAAGUGUCGGAAAUGCCGUCGCACGAUGAGGAAAUCAUCGGGAAUUACGACAGCCCCCUGGUAAACUUAAACGACAAAGCCAAGGAAGACGGACCGUCUCCGUUUAAGAAAAUUAGUCUGGUCGCACAGCCAGUCAUAAUGAACAUACACAGCAUCGCCGAGAAGACGUCUAGUACGGUAAAGAUCGUCGAUGUCGCACAGCUAAAGGGCACAGUGGAGAGUUUGGACAAAAACGACCCGUUGGAAGCGAUAUCUGACGAUAAAGCAGCGGAAGAUCCUUUGGAUUUUGUUAGUGAUAACUCACAGAAGGGUACAGAUGGUAUAACGAUAACUAACGUGCAGAGCAUGGCCGAUAUAGAAGAAACGGAGGAAAAAUCACAUGAUAAAACCGUUGAAGACGAGGAGAAAGAGCCACAAAUUGAAAAUGUCGAGGAAGAAAAAGCUUUGGACGAACCGAAUUGUGAAAUUGACGUUGAAAGUGUCGCGAACGAAACUGAAACCCUCAGCACAGCAGAAAAGUCAGAUGACAGAACUCUUAACAUCGUAGAGAACGAUACCGCGGAACUCGCAAAGUCCGACGAUGAGAAGGAAACUGAAAAUAUCCCAAUUUCGGAAAUUCUUCAGGAUAACGUAGUCACAACCGAUGGCGAAUCUGCAAAGGAAAGUAGCAACGCAACCACCACAAACGAAGAAAAUGAAGUUACACGGACGGAACCCGAAGAAGAGCAAAUCGUCAACAAUAGCGAGGCGGAUUCGGAAGAAAACAGCGUGGAACCCGGUUUCCACAUAGCGAAAGUCGCAAGAGAACAAUUCUCCCUCACCGAAGAAGGUACGAACGACGUGAAGGAAGUGAUAAGCGAGGACUGUGCCAGUGAGUUGGGCUUUCAGAUAACGAACGUUGUUAGCGGGCAAAUCGAGGACUCGGAUCAAAACAGCACUCCCAACGACGUGAAUAGCGGUGAAUUGGGGACGUUUUCGAAUCACUUGGAGGAAUUCGAAGCCGAGGUUCCAGAACAAAAGGAAGUGAAAUCUACGACGCCCGUGUCGGGCGAUUCGUUGAGCGAGGAGACGCGGUUCCUGGCCGAGUCCUUGGAGAAGCUCCUCGACAAGUAACUGUCGUUCUUUGAGCGGCAUUUUGCACAUAGCUUAGGUGGCGAUGUUGUCAGUGUUGUACAUAGGUUUAUUUAAGCGGUAGAGAUAGUUUUUCUUAUUUUAUUCAUUGUUACAAGCGUAGUUAGGUGUCAUGGACUGGCCGACACAAAGGGAAUGGGAAUUUUUUUUUAGAAAUAUUGCUGAAAACUCAGGUACACUCAGUCCUAAGGAAAAUAAAGAAAAAAUCAUGUUUGUAAGGUAAAACGGAAAAAUAAAGUUAUUUACUAGUUUUUUCGCCUUCGAAUUUACGGAAAGUCAUUUUUAACGACCCUGUAUAUAUGUAAAAGGAGGCGGAGGGUAAUAAUUCUUAUAUCACACCCUAAACAAUGUCUUUAUUUAUCUUGUAAAAAUUUUUUUUUGUUUGAGCAGUAAAAUAUUUGCAGUACUUCAUACAGGGUGUGCCAAAAAAGACCAAUCUGGGCACCGCGGACCUUUGGCGUCAAAACAAUGUUAAGGAAGUUAAAAAAAUGAUAAAUCGAAGGUUUAUAUCUGAGAUCAGUAGAUUUUUGAGGUUCAUUAGGCAAAUCGCCCCCCAAUUUCAUCAUUCUGCAUCAAACGCCUUCAGAGACGUUUUAAAAAAAGUUGAAAAUUUUUUAAAAUUUAAACAUCCCAAGCUGCGCUCAUUUGUUUUUCGAUCCAUAUAUGUCAAAUUGAAAGUACUAUCUUGAAAAUAGUCAAUUAUUUAGAGAAAACGAUUCUGAAAGUUAACUUUUACUAUAAUCAUAUUUUAAUCCUGGAGUCUGUCGUUAGGAUUGGCCUUUUUUCCGGUACUCGCUUCAGUGAUUAUUAUAAACGACUUUUUCCGUUUGCCCACUAAAAUAUUUGCAGUACUUUAUAUACAGGGUGAGCCCAAUUAUUUUAGUUCACUUGAGGUUACAAAUGAACUCAAUUGUGUAAAUUAUUACGUAUAUUAAGUUAAAUAUAGAGUGUGAUGUUUUAAUAGGAAGCUGUCGUCAAAGCAAAACCCAUCACGUGAGCAUUUCGUUCUUUUGUACAUAAAUUUUCAAAGUUCCUGUGCCAAUCCAUUCCGCUUUUUGUUUUUUGUAUUGGUCAGCGUAGAGCGAGUAUGAAAAUAAACUUUUAUUUCGAAAAAAGCCGA